Messenger RNA from Mesocestoides corti, 1941 nucleotides. NCBI's taxonomy places the organism in Eukaryota, Metazoa, Platyhelminthes, Cestoda, Cyclophyllidea, Mesocestoididae. The record is from the annotation of a GenBank genome assembly.
AUGUCGACUGGUUUUUAUCUCAAAGAUCUGAAGGCCGUCGCCACCCGUUUGGCUGCGUUCUCUCCCAAACGCAUAAUUUACUCGUCGUCUGGUCGUCGUCCGGAAGGAUACAAACCUGUCCUCCUUUUUACCAAAGCUGAUGGAACUGCGGUUGAGGCUGAACCCGUUCCAUUUGACGAGCUACUCAGAGAGUCAGAUUUCCUGUGUGUGUGCGCAUCACUAGGUGAUGGAACGAAGGGCGUCUUCACGGAGGAGGUGUUCAACACAAUGAAGCCGGGAGCCGUUUUUAUAAAUACAGCACGUGGCUCGAUGGUGGACCAGGAGGCGCUGUACCGCGCACUGACGAAAGGCGUUGAGGCAGGCGGUCUCUUCGGUGCGGGUCUGGACGUCACCGUGCCCGAACCUCUGCCCACCGACUCCCCUUUGCUCAAACUUCCCAACUGCUUCAUCCUGUCACACGCUGGGAGCACCACUGAUGAUGCAUACACGUUAAGAAAGUCCAAAAUGAUUACGUCCACCUCCGCCUUUCAGAUGAAACACCUCAUCACGCUGCUCGUCUUGACGCUUAUUUGCUCGUGCACUUCAUCAGCCUCAUUGUGGCGUCAACGCCGCCUUCUCUUUCGACAGCCGGUCCGUCAAAGGCACCACGUCGGGCUGGACUUGUGCUCGGCCAGCCUGACUGAGAGCAUCCCCGAGGGUGUCAUCUACCCUCAGGGAUCACCCAAUCACAUUUCGACUUUCUUGGCCUGGUGCAUGCUACUCGACUUGGCGCGCGACAACGUCUCGAUCGCGUCUUUCUAUUGGUCGAUGCUGCGUGAAGAUGUCUACAAUUCAACCUCUGCAUACCAGGGCGAAUUUGUAUUCCGGAGUUUGUUGAAUGCGAGUGAAAAGCUUAACGUUAGCAUUGUAACCAGUGGUGCCAAUGUCACGGACAACGACUUGGACCAACUCAUCGCUGCAGGGGCUACUGUGAGUUAUUUGGAUGUUGCGAGGCUCCUCCAGUCCGGCGUACAGCACGCCAAACUCUGGUCGGUUGAUGAUAGACAUGGUUACCUCGGCAGCGCGAACAUGGACUGGCGCUCCCUAACUCAGGUGAAGGAGAUGGGAAUUGUGCUGUACGACUGCCCGGCGUUGGUGUCAGACUUGUCCAAAAUAAUUGGCGCUUUUAGGGUUGCAUCUGAACCGGACACCGUCCUUCCAAUCCACUGGAGUUCAAAGUUAAAAACUCGUUACAACCGAACCAACCCAAUGCGGCUCUUGCUGAAUGGAAUUCCUGCUAGCGUAUACUUGACGAUGUCGCCACCACCGUUUAAACCACCCGGUCGAGAAGAUGACCUUGAGGCUAUCUUGCAUGUGAUUGGUGAGGCCCGCUCCUUCAUCUAUGUCUCUGUGAUGGAAUUUGAAGCGGCCAUUCGAACGUACUCCGAGGCUCCGGAAAAACCAGAUCUGACCACGUCGAUCGAUUCAAGUCCACACCCUGAAACGAUUUCAUCUCUCCUCGCGCGUAGAUAUUGGCCCAUCUUAACCAACGCGCUGGUUCAAGCAUCCAUGGAGCACGGGGUUGAAGUGCGGAUCCUCGUGAGUCGUUGGCGACACACUUCACCGAAAAUGCACAAUUACAUGCGGUCCUUGCGAGCCCUGAAUGGCGUUAACAAUGCACAUCUCCGAAUCAGGUUCUUCGUUGUUCCUACGUCAACGCCAGAACAGGAGUCCAUUCCAUUCAGCCGUGUAAACCACAACAAAUACAUGGUCACUGAUCGGACCCUCUACAUUGGGACUUCCAAUUGGUCUGGAGACUACUUCCUCAACACUGGUGGUGCCGGCAUAGUCAUUAACUAUGAAGAUGACACAAUUGGAUCCAGCGGCGAGGCGACUCUACGACGUCAACUGCAAGACAUCUUCCAUCGUGACUGGAAUUCGGCGUACACGGACGAAUUAUAA